This is a messenger RNA of Aspergillus saccharolyticus JOP 1030-1, 1181 nucleotides long. RefSeq names its product oxidoreductase, short-chain dehydrogenase/reductase family. Bases 140 to 1066 code for a protein of 308 amino acids. The record is from RefSeq and is a predicted model, not a curated record. The transcript is spliced from 4 exons. NCBI's taxonomy places the organism in Eukaryota, Fungi, Ascomycota, Eurotiomycetes, Eurotiales, Aspergillaceae. Gene Ontology annotation, molecular function: oxidoreductase activity.
CAGACGUUCAACUCCCUUCUGACUAUUUUAUCUACGUAGCCCGGCUUUUUCCUAGGGGAGACUCGUAUCACAGUUCCUAAUGGCUAUGCUAUGUGCCUGAAUCAAUAAGUGAUUAUCCGUCUAUCCUAGACUCUCCGAUAUGCAGGAAUACACUGAAAAAUCAUUCCGAGGAGAUCCCUCCCAGUUCAAGCCCGGUCAUGAGAUCCCCAUUCAGCACCAGCGGAAGCCAGGUUUACAAGACGAUCUCGAGCAACCCAAACCGACCUCGAGCCGCUUGCCAAAUGAGGACGGGGGCUACCAGAGCUACAAAGCAGCCGGGAAGUUGGCUGGCAAACGUGCUAUAAUUACCGGUGGCGACUCGGGAAUCGGGCGGGCCAUAGCCAUAUUGUUUGCGAUGGAAGGAGCGAGUAGUUUGGUAGUACACUUACCAGAAGAGGACAGGGACGCUCGAGAAACAAAAAGAAGGGUUCAAGAAGCUGGGCGGGAAUGUUACUGUUUGGCGACUGACCUUCGCGAGAAAGAGAAUUGCCGCAAGGUGAUAGAUGCUGCACUGGACAGUCUAGGUGGCAUUGAUAUUCUGGUGAAUAAUGCCGGGACACAAAAUAUGGUUGAGGACAUCAAGGAUCUGGAAGAGGGUCAGUGGGAGCAGACGUUUGAUACCAACAUCCAUCCCUUCUAUUACCUCUCAAAAUAUGCACUUUCUCACAUGAAGAGUGGCUCGACCAUAAUCAAUUGUGCAUCCGUUAAUCCUUAUAUUGGUCGGCCUGAUCUCCUUGAUUAUACGUCAACAAAAGGUGCCAUUGUUGCCUUCACGCGAGCUUUAUCUAACCAGCAAUUGAAGAAUGGCAUUCGUGUUAACUGUGUCUGCCCGGGCCCAGUUUGGACCCCACUCAUUCCGGCUACCAUGACGACUUCUGCGAUGGAACAGUUCAGCUCGGUACCAAUGGGUCGCCCAGGGCAGCCCAGUGAGAUAGCGACUUGCUUUGUUUUUCUCGCGAGUACGGAUAGUAGUUAUAUUUCUGGACAAUGCUUGCACCCGAAUGGUGGUGUAGUUGUGAAUGGAUGAAUUGGUCCUUGGGAAAAGAGCGAUAGUAUAACCCGCUAUACUUACAUAUACAUCGAAUUUGACAUAAGUGGCGAAACCCAUACAAGUGAAUAGAUAUUACUACCUUGAGAAUAUU